Messenger RNA from Caenorhabditis elegans, 1875 nucleotides. RefSeq names its product Mitochondrial import receptor subunit tomm-70 (gene tomm-70). The transcript has 10 exons. Lineage: Eukaryota; Metazoa; Nematoda; Chromadorea; Rhabditida; Rhabditidae. The record is from RefSeq and is marked reviewed. The coding region runs from base 6 to 1670 and encodes 554 amino acids. Gene Ontology annotation, cellular component: mitochondrial outer membrane.
AUAUAAUGGUCGAAACGACUGGAAUCAGCGACCAAACGAAAAAAGUGCUGAUCGGUGUGGCAGCUGCAGCGACAGUUGCAGGUGUAGGAUACUUGGUAUAUAAGAGUUUUGGAGGUUCAGACCUGGAAAGGGACUUGGAGGAAAUAAAAGCAUUGGGAAAUUUGAAGUUUAAAGAGAAACAAUACGAUUCCGCACUAGAAGCAUUCACAAAAGGAGUCGAAAAGGCCGGACCAAACUCUUCUGAUCAAAUUGUCGCAAUGCUCUACCAAAAUCGUGCAGCCUGUCGUGAAAAGGUUGGACACAGCCCUUUUGAUAUCCUCAACGACUGUAUGGCUGCAUUGAAAGUAGACAAAAAAUACACCAAAGCAUACUUGAGAGCAGCAAAAGCACUUAAUGACGUCGGAAAGAAACAGGAUGCUCUGGCGUAUCUUCUUGCCGCGUUCACUUUGGAUUCUAGCCUGAAUAAGACGAAUUUCGAAUUCUUUGGAAAGCUUCUUGCUAUAGAACCCAUGUCCGACUGUCACAUUGGAAAACCACUCAAAAUCGAAGAUGUUAAGCCACAGCCAGUAGCUUUGUUCAGAAUUCAGCAGUGGUGUGAUACUUGGGAUAUUCUUGAUCUUUUCAAAACAGAUCUCACCAGAUUCGAACCAGAAGUGCUCAGUGAAGACCAGAAACAAUACCAACUUGCACUGGAAAAGUUCAAAAAAGGAAAAUACGAAGAACUGAUUGAUCUGCUUACUGAGGAAAACAGCUAUCCUCCGGCAAUGAUCUUGCGUGGAAAAAUGCUAAGCUACAGUACUGAUCCUAACGAGGCAACGAGAUAUAUCGAUAAAGUUGGAGCAAAAAUUAACGAACUGAUUGGAUCAGAAGAGGAUGAGGAACGCAAAAAACUAAUGAGAGAUGCUUUCGAUAUUCUCAAGAUUGAGCUAAUGUAUACUAUGGCAGAUUUGGAUAAAUUCCUGGAAUCAGUUCCAAAAGACGAUAAGGAAAGACUUUUCAAACUUUAUUCGUUUGCAUCUAUUUUUGUGUAUAAUGGAUGUGUUCUCGAUACAGCAGUGACGAAUCAUGAGCAACAAAUGAUGGCGGAUACAAACAAUGCCAAUAGACUUCUCACAGAAGCUGAAAAGAACGGAACUCUCACUCCACAUCUUUCCAUGAUUGUUACAUUCCUGAAGUUGUGUACCAGCGAAGACUACGCUGAUGUUCAUCGACGAAUCCGAGAAAUGGAAGAACUCGCAGAGAGUAGAUCUACUCAUUUCAAUCUGGUUCUUAUGUCCAAAGUAUAUAUGAUGACUAAUAAUGAGGAGAGCUCGAAGAAGUUGCUCGAAGAGGCUGCAAGGAUUACUACGAGAUAUUUGGUGCCAAGUAGGCAUUUGCAGACUGCUGAUCUCCACGUGCACAAACCAGAAGCUGAACGACUCAGAUUGACAACUGAAAGUGCCAACGCAGCAAUUGCAGUUGAUCCAUUCAAUUUCUCGGCUCACGUUCUUCAUCUUUUGGGAACUAACGGGCCAGAGCCGAUGAUCAAGAAAGAAAAUUACGAGCGAGCAAUGGAAUCAAUUCGAAAUGCAGCUCUAUUUGCCCCACCACGAGAACUUCUCAUGUUGAAGAGAAUGAUUCCAUUGAUGAAUGCUAAGAAACGUGCAGCUGAAAUGCUCGAUAUGUAUUAAUUUAAAGAAUUUUUGAAUAGUUGAUAGGCUGCUUUGUUACCUGUUUUUCCCCUCAUUUCCCCGUUUUUUUUUUAAGUUUUCGGGUUUCUCAAAAUCAACCCAUCCGUUUUCCAGUUCCGUUCCUUACCUACUGUGUUCGUUUUCUUAUUUUAUUCUUCGCUUUUUUGUUUUUUUGUUCCCGAUAAUCUCAUAAAUACCAGAUAUU